This is a messenger RNA of Micromonas commoda, 5043 nucleotides long. RefSeq lists its product with no specific name. The coding region runs from base 1 to 5043 and encodes 1680 amino acids. The transcript has a single exon. Gene Ontology annotation, molecular function: microtubule binding. Lineage: Eukaryota; Viridiplantae; Chlorophyta; Mamiellophyceae; Mamiellales; Mamiellaceae. The record is from RefSeq and is a predicted model, not a curated record.
AUGUUCGCGGCUCCCAGGCGGACCGAUGCCGCGGAGGCGUACCGCCGGGAGCGUCGAUCGCGGCCGGCCAGCGCCCCGGCGGCGGGUCCCGGCGGCCCCGGAGCCCAAUCGCGAAAACGGCACACGUUGACCAACAAUGGGGAUGCCGGGGAUGCCGACGCCCCGGUGGUGGCCGCCGUGCGGGUGACGAACCGGUCCGGCGCCCACGUGGCGCAGCGCGAUCGCGUAUCGAGCGUCGCGGAGCUCGGCGUCGCGCAGCUCAGGGUGCGGCAUCCCGACGAGGAGUCGUCGGAGUGGCUCAGCGAGUGGGGGGACGCCCCGGAGGGUCCGUCGGGAUUCGGGCCCUCCAAGGUUCGGCCGGGGUGGAAGGGCGGCGGCGAGGCUCCCGGCCCGAGCGACGGCAGGUUCCGCGCGCUACCCGCUCGGGCGUCGCGCCCGAGGCCCGUGCCACUCGCGCCGCGCGUCUCGGACGAGCCCGACAGCCUCGGCAUCGCCGGCGUGGAGGCGAAGCUCCGCCGAUGGCUCGUCACCAACCGCCGCGUGCACGAACCGCGAAGGCUGACGUUGCUCCGAAUGCUCGGCCGCGGAUUGGCCAGCCCAAACGGAGGCCCGGGCGCAGACAGCGGUAGAUCGUUCGCCGCCCAAGCACGGACCCACGGCGACGAGUACGGGCACGGGGACGAGGAAAACGACGACGCCGACGCCGUCGUCAACUCGACGUUUCACCCCAACAAAACCGUAAACGGUCUGCCCGUCAACGCCAAGGGUCAACCGGUGGGACUGAAGAACGCGUCGUUCCCGGACCCGAGGUACGCCGCCAUCGACGACGACGGCGAGCCGCUCCCGCUGGAGGAGCGGCGCCGGUUCGUCCCCGCGCUGCCGCCGAGCAAGCGCGUGUAUCACCCGCUGUGCGCCAGGCCGGGCCCGAGGGUCCGCGACGGCACGUGGGACUCGCCCAUCGACGUCCCCCGGCGCCUUGACCUCAACGACGAGCCAACCGACGACGACGUGAACGGCCCGGCCGCUACGAUCCGUCGUCGCCCCGUCGUCGUGAUGACCAAGACGCAGUUCCACCGCGCGUGCGCGCUCGGCGGCGUGCCGCUGAGCGACUCGGACGUGGAUGACGUUUUCCGUAAAUAUGGCGGCGUCAACGGCGGCGCGAUUGCGCGAGACGGCGGCGUCGCGCUCACCCUGGAGCUGGAGAAGUUCGCGGAGGCGAUCGUUUCGAUGCCGCAGCGCGCGCUGGGCGCGAAACCGGCGCGCGCGCUCGAUACGUCCUUAGGGGCGACGAGACUUUCGGGAAGUGCGGAAAAAUCACCCGCCGAUAAGAUUGUCUACCCUCCGUGUCGCACCGGCGUGUUUGCGCCGUCCGACUGGGACGAUCGCCACGCCGGUCGAAGCGCGCGAAGGCCCGAGGAGGAUCUCACGGUGGAAUGGGCGUACGGCUGCUCCGUCGCGGGCAAGUGCGGCAUGCUCGCCGCGGCGCCGAAGACUUGGUCGGAUGCGCCCGAGAAGACUUGGGCGGGCGCAAGCGAGCCGCACGGACCGACCCGCGACGACGAACUGGACGACGAGUGGAUCAACCAGGGUGCCGGGGGAUACAGGGGCGUCGUGUGGGUGUACGCGUGCGGCGCCCUUGGGGUGGUGUUCGACGCGAGCGCGUGGCGACAGCGGUUCUUCCGCGGGCACGACGACGAGAUUGUCUCUCUCGCCACCCACGCUUCCGGUCGGUGGGCGGCGACGGGCCAGCGAAGCGGCAGGGCGCCGUGCGCGUGCGUCUGGGAGAUUGCGACCGGGAAAGAGGUGGCGAGGCUACGGCACGAGCCCGGGGAGCGCGCGGUCGUCGCCAUCGCGUUCGGACCGGGGCUCGGGGACCCGAACGUUCCGGGUGGCGGCGCCGCGAGGAUCGCGACGAUAGCCGCGGAUUCCAAGCACACGGUGCGCGUUUGGGACUGGGGCGGGGGCCACCCCGGACGGCCCAAGCCGGCGGUGUUGACCAGGGCGGUGGGUUUCAGCGGGACGCCGCCGCAGGUGUUCGGCGCGACGUGGGCGCCGGACGCGGACAGGUUCGCGACCUUUGGGGUGAAGCACGUCAAGCUGUGGACGCCGGCGAAUGAGUCGGAGUCGUCCUUCGUUUCGUCGGGAUCGAGGCCCCAGGGCGCCGACGCCGCCGCCGCCGCCGCCGCGGCACGGCGACGCGCGGAGGCGGCGCGUAACGCGGCGUUGGCCCGGGGCGCCAACGCCGCCGCCGUGGAGUACGCUGGGCGCGUGUGCGUCUACGGGACGGCGGCGAGGGUGUGCGCGAGGGAGUUUGGCGUCGACCAGUUGAACCACCUCAAAACUUGCUCGUCGUCGACGACGCCUUACUCGCGCGGCGGGUCGGUGUCGACGGCGACGUCCUCGGACGCGCUGUGCGGCGCGUUCGUGCCGGGCUGCCGCGGCCGCAGGCUCGUCACCGGCCACGCCGACGGCAAGCUCUACGUGUGGUUCGAUCGAACGUGCGAGAGAGUCGUGGACGCGCACGGCGACUUUCCGGUGCGAGCGAUGACGGUGCAGAUGACGAUGCGGGAGCGAGCCGCGAACGCGAUGGCGCACGCGUCUCUCAACUCGAACGAUGUUGACGGGGGGUAUGACGGCGACAACCCCGGGCUCGGAGGGAGGCUGCCGGGUCUCGGCGUGGAGAUCAUCACGGGCGCGCACGGGGGGCUGGUUCGAAGGUGGGACGUCGUGGAGGAUUGGGCCAUCGUCCGAGCGGAGACGUUGGGCAACGAGGCGGCGAUUCCCCGCGAGGCGCCGAGGGGUUUUCGCGGGUUUGGCGAAUCAUCAGAGGUUACGGGUUCGAUUCCUCCGUUCGGCGGAGUUCAGUCGGAAUCGCGUCACGUGCGCGCGGUGGCCGCCGCGGGCGACGAGAUCGCCGCCGUCACCUCCGCCGGUGACUUGUGGCUCCUCUGGGACGGCGAAGAGGACGCUUUACCUGCGGUGAUCGAGGAGGAGGAAAACGACGACGGGACGUGGGAAUCGGGGGAGCUACCGCCCGCGUCCUUACCCCGGCCCCUCGCGCGAGGCCAGGCGGGCGCCGCCCUCGCUGUGGCGUGGCAUCCGCACUGGGAAGGGGUCUUCGCGAUCGCGAGCGGGUCGCCGAGAAUCGUCGUCAGGGACGCGAUUGCCAAGGACGUGCUGGGAACGGUGUGGGCGUGCGAUCCAACCCCGGCCAAGGCCACCGCGAUCGCGUUCUCCCCCGCGCCCGCCACCCUCGACGACGGGUUCCUCCUCGCGGUGGGCACGGAGUCGGGAGAGGUGAGGCUGUUCCGCCUGCUCGAGGGGCGGGUCCGGGGAAAACGGCAGCUGGUGGGGAGGUGCGUCGCGGGCGCCGUUCACCGCGUUAACGGCGGCGCCAUCACCGCGCUCGCCUUCUCCCCCGACGGUAACAUGCUCGCCGCGGGUGGUCACGACAGGUGCGUGAGCCUGCACGAGGUGUGCGAGCGUCCCGCGUUUCCCGACGCGUCGGAAACCGGGCCGGAGCUGCCCGACGUCGAACUCGUCAGGAGAGCCCGGUGCAAGGGACACUCGAGCACCAUCACCAGCGUCGACUGGUCCGGGGACUCGUGCUCGCUGCGGUCCACGUGCCGCGGGUACGAGAUUUUGCACUUCAGUUCGCCCUCGGGGAGGCAGGCGGUCGGGGACUUUCGGGACGCGGAGUGGCGCGAGUGGACGUCGCCGCUGGGGUUUCAAGUCAUGGGAAUUUUCGGCGAAGACGAAUUUUCGGCAAACAAGUCGGGGGGCGCCAAGUCGGCGAUGCGCGUCGAGGGCACGGACGUCAACUCGGUGUCCAGAGCCGGCGCGAGGAACCUCCUCGCCGUCGGCGACGAUUUCGGCCGCGUCAGGCUGCUGAACUACCCGUGCGUCGUCCCCGGCGCCCCCGCCAACGAGCAGCUCGAGGCUCACGCGAAUAAAGUCGCGUGCGUUCGAUUUUCGCCCGACGUCGGCGGCAACAAGUGGCUCGUCACCGCGGGGGGCACGGACAGGGCUGUCGUGCAGUGGAGGCUGGUGAACGAAAACGGCGAUCCGGUGGGGGACGUCGGAGACGGAGACGGCCACGAAAACGGCCACGAAAACGGCCACGAGACGGAGGAGACGCUCGGAGCUGCUCGCUCUGGAGACGGAUACGAACAGUCGCCCGGAUACGAACAGUCGCCCGGAUACGAACAGUCGCCCGAAUACGAACGGUCGCCCACGAAGGACGAGAGCGGCGGCGACGGGAGCGCGAUGGGGAUGUCCACCGGCGGGUCGCUGCACGAUCCGCUGUUCGCCCAAGACGCGGAGGGCGUCGGGGACUUUGACGAGGACGAGGUCUUCGGGCGAAUGGAUCCCGCCGCGUUUGGAUUGCCUGGCGUCGGCAGCCAGACGUUGAGCACGUCAACUCGGCGCCCCGCGGACGGACCGGAGGGGUACCGCAGGAGGAAGAUGGAGGAGAUCAACGCGCAGAUGGACCAGCUGCUGCGCGCGGCGAGGCCCGCGCCGCCGAGACGCGAACGAAGGAGCCUGCGCGAACGGCGGCGGCGGGAGGAGGAGGAGGAGGAGAGGAAGAGGAGGGAGGGAAGGAGCGAAGGAACGGCGGACGACGCCGACGCCGAGCGACGUCGAGCGAUGGCGGAGCUCACGGCGUCGCCGCCCGCUCCGCGGCGGCGCGCCGCGGCGGCCGCGACGAUGCCCCCGCCCCUCGCGGAGGAACGUUCGUUCGUUCCCACCGAGGAGAGGCGCCACCCCAGCCUCGACGACGACGACGACGACGGGGACGGGACGUCGUUCGAGUCCGAGUCGCCGGAUCCCCUCGCGGCGGCGCCGAGCCGCGCGCAGCUGCUCAUGUCCGGCGCCUUACCUCCCCUUUCAGAAGACGCCGAUCGCGACUCUUCGGCGCUCUUCGAGGAUGGGGCUCUUUCGGGAACGGCGGGCGGGACAGGUCGAGCGUCCCCGCCGGCGUUUCCGCACCUCGCGCCGUCGUCGGACCCGCUGUCGCCGCCGUCGGCGAGCGACGAGGAUUGA